CCCUUUCCCGGAGCGGCGCCGCGCAGUGACGCCAUCAGCGCGCGCCGCCCCCCGCGGCCUCAUCGCCGCCGCGACGCCGUUUCCAUGGCUACGGCGGGCCCCGAGAUGUACCGCAAGGAGAAGAGUCUCCCGCUGAAGAGCAGCAGCGCGGCUCUGUACAACAACCUGAGCGUUCUGAGCGCUCCCGGGCGGGGCUUGGCCUGCUUCAGCACUGUCCAUGGCCCCAGCUUGAACCUGGUCAGUGUGGCCGAGGAUGGGUCGGGGUUCUCCCAGCGGCAGCUGCAGGCCAAGGAAGGGGGGAUGGCGGUCAGCAGCCCCCUCCUCACCCAGGCUGCCUGGUGUGUGCUGCCCUCCCGGGUCCUGCUGGUGCUGACCUCCCAGAGAGGGAUCCAGAUGUACGAGGCUGAUGGCUCCACCAUGGUUUAUUGGCACGCGCUGGACGUCACGGAGCACCCUCCAGCACACUCCGUGUUUGCCCGAGGGAUCGCGGCAGCCGGCGAGCGCUUCAUCUGCGUGGGGACAUCCUCCGGGUUGGUGCUGGUGUUUGACAUCCCCCCCAAAGGGACCAACGUGACGGUGAGCGAGGUGCUGGACCAGCACCGCGACGCCAUCACCGACAUCGCGGCGGAGCUGGGCCGGGCACCGGAGGGGGCUGGUGACCUGGUGACAGCUGAUGACGCCGGCAGCCUCUGUGUCUGGAGCAGUGGGGAGGAAUUUGCCCUGCUCUGCAAAAUCCCAGCCCUGGGCUGCUCCUGCUCCUCAGUGAGGCUGUGGCAGGGGGUGGUGGCUGCUGGCUAUGGGGAUGGGCAGAUCCGGCUCUUCGAGGCGGCCACCGGUGUCCUGCACGUGGCCAUCAGCGCCCACGCCCGAUGGAUCUAUGCCCUGGACCUGGCACCACAAACAGGGAAGCUGCUCUCUGGUGCCGAGGAUUCCUUUGUCCACGUCUGGAAACUCAGCAGGAACCCAGACAAGGACGACAUCGAGAUCCAGCACUGCCACUCCGAGUGUGUCACCGACACCCAGGUGUGUGGGGCCCGUUUCUGUGACCCCCAAGGGAAUUCCUUUGCUGUCACUGGCUACGACCUGAGCGAGAUCUUCCGCUACAGCCGAGCGCCGUGAGGAGGGGUGGAGGGAGGGGGGGUUGGGACACAGACACCCCCCAAAUUCUGCUCACUGGGGGUGCAGGGUGGGGGCAUGUGUCCCCUGGCCAGAUGUGCAGGGACACAGAUGUGCUGGGAACAGCUGCCAGCAUCUGCCCACCCCCUCCCCAACUCCGUGCAGCCCCCAGGGACCUGCUCAGCCUCCAGCUUCGCUCCCAGGGCCUUGGGGGUCACAGGGUGUGUGUGGGGGGCAGCCCCAGUGCUGUGGGGUGAGCUCAGCCUGGGCUGGGAUUUUGGGGGGGGGUGUUUCACAGUUGCAGCCUGUUGUUCCCACCUGCAGCCCCCCCGUGCUGCCCAGCCCUACACUAUGGGGCACUGACCCCAUUGUGUCCCUCCCACCCAAACAAACCCCACCUAAGGUUGGGGGUCCACCCCCAUCACUUUACUCCCUCCCUCCCCCAUGUACUGUCCCCCCCCCCAACUGUGGGUCAGGACCCCCAACCCCCCUCUUGCCUAUCCUCCCCCCAUGUGCUCUGUACUCCCCACUCAUGAUAAAUGCACCUGAAUGUGCCCCCCCCCACACGUCACUCCUUCCUGGUGGGGGCAGAACUGGGGGGUGGGUGAUGAGGGGGCCCACGGCAGAGUCCAGCCCGUUACAAAAGGUUUUAUUAAAGGUUAAAACAGC
Messenger RNA from Calypte anna (Anna's hummingbird), 1785 nucleotides. RefSeq names its product WD repeat domain 54 (gene WDR54). The record is from RefSeq and is a predicted model, not a curated record. Bases 85 to 1119 code for a protein of 344 amino acids. The transcript is spliced from 10 exons. Gene Ontology annotation, molecular function: protein binding. Lineage: Eukaryota; Metazoa; Chordata; Aves; Apodiformes; Trochilidae.